This is a messenger RNA of Camelina sativa (false flax), 252 nucleotides long. Its product is annotated as defensin-like protein 115. Lineage: Eukaryota; Viridiplantae; Streptophyta; Magnoliopsida; Brassicales; Brassicaceae. The record is from RefSeq and is a predicted model, not a curated record.
AUGGCUAUCACCAAGAAAUACUUUGUCGCAUUUGUUCUCACCAUCCUCUUUGUCAUGUCUUUCGUUCAUUGCUCUGAUAACACUUCUGGCGAUGGAAUAAAUCAAGAUUGGAAAAAUUGUUUCGGCCCAGAUCCAUGUAAGCAAGGAGGGACCCAAGGAUGCAUGGUGUUUUGUAGAAAAAUAAGUUUUACAUUAUAUGGUGAAUGUGCUCAUAAUCCUGAUCAAUGUUGUUGUGUGUCCAAGACGAAAUAA